Myxocyprinus asiaticus (Chinese sucker) is the source of this 831-nucleotide messenger RNA. It is a transcript of the gene dynlt2b, whose product is annotated as dynein light chain Tctex-type 2B. The transcript is spliced from 5 exons. Gene Ontology annotation, molecular function: dynein intermediate chain binding. The record is from RefSeq and is a predicted model, not a curated record. Gene Ontology annotation, biological process: microtubule-based movement. Gene Ontology annotation, cellular component: cytoplasmic dynein complex; cytoplasm. NCBI's taxonomy places the organism in Eukaryota, Metazoa, Chordata, Actinopteri, Cypriniformes, Catostomidae. The coding region runs from base 96 to 470 and encodes 124 amino acids.
AACCGUAAACGUUGUUAUUAUGACAACGACAGUAAGCGAAAGUAUCUGUGCACGUCUGUCGUUGCUGUUCACUGUAGCUGAAGUUGAUUUAAUUCAUGGCGCGCUCGGAGGCUGCAGCAAACACGUAUCUCAUUAGACCCAAUUACAAACACAAGUUCAAGGCAGGAGUGGCAAAAGAGUGUAUUAGAGAAAUCCUGAGAGAUCAGCUGUCUGGAGUGCAGUAUAAUCCAGAGGAGGUUCCCACACUGUCAAGAUCUUUAGCAGACUCGAUUAAAAACAAACUGAAAUAUGUGGGCUUUGACAGAUACAAGCUCAUUGUGCAGGUGGUAAUCGGAGAGCAGCGAGGAGAGGGGGUUAAGAUGGCUGCACGCUGUUUCUGGGAUGCAGAUACAGACAGCUAUGCUCAAGAUAUUUAUAUGAAUGACAGUUUGUUCUGUGUGGCAGCUGCCUUUGGUGUUUAUUACUACUGAAGGCACAGAGGAUAUAAGAACCAAAUACAUUAUUUUUGUGAUAUUUAUACAGACAAACACAUCCACCCAGGGCAGGAAGCCAUAUUUAUCUUUCUUAGUUUCUUAUCUCAAAAGCCUUUACUACAAUAUUGCUACAACACUUAAUAUAGUAGUAAGAAAUAUGACACUUUAAUCAGCUUUAAAAGUUAUCAGAAAUUGUCAAAACAAUUGAUUUAUACAGAAUAAAGACAAAACAUCAUGAAGUUCCUGAAUGGUGAGAAUUACUACAUCACAUUGGUUAAUCCUCCUAUGGUACUGUAUUCGGUCAUUUUUGACCUAAAUAAAUUUUCCUCAUUUAAUAAAAAUGUUUUCCUUUAUCUGA